Patella vulgata (common limpet) is the source of this 2560-nucleotide messenger RNA. RefSeq names its product ATP-binding cassette sub-family G member 5. Bases 212 to 2122 code for a protein of 636 amino acids. NCBI's taxonomy places the organism in Eukaryota, Metazoa, Mollusca, Gastropoda, Patellidae. Gene Ontology annotation, molecular function: ATP hydrolysis activity; ATP binding; ABC-type transporter activity. Gene Ontology annotation, biological process: cholesterol homeostasis. Gene Ontology annotation, cellular component: plasma membrane. The transcript is spliced from 13 exons. The record is from RefSeq and is a predicted model, not a curated record.
UCGAUGGUACCUCUGUUUAUAGAUAUGUUGGUGCUAGGCCGUUAAAUUCCUGCACCGCAACGUAUUAUCACUACCGAUGCGACAACGAUCUGCCUACUUAUUUAUAGUUCUAAUAAGGAUUAUUGUAUAGAUCAUUUAUGAAACCAUUGGGUGAUAUUCAGAGCUCAACUAUGAAGUAUAGUUUUAGGUCUUCUAGAAGCUCGACAAAAGGAUGGAAGAUUUAGAUUUGCCGAAUUCCUCUUCAUUCAUCAGAAAUUAUGGUGUGAAUGGAAGCCUCCAAUCUGUUAGAAGCAGUUCAUCGUCUUCACUAGAUGUUUGUAACCUCAGCUAUGAAGUCAAUGAAAUAUCGGGACCAUGGUGGCGGACGAACUGUUUUAAACCAACCAGGAAAAAAAUGGUUUUAAGAUCUUUAAAUAUGAAAUUUAUCAAUGGGCAAAUAGCGGCAAUUGUUGGCAGCUCAGGUUCUGGUAAAACUUCACUCCUUGACGUCAUAUCCUGUCGUACUGAAGGUAGGGUGAGUGGCAGUGUUUACUUUAGUGGAGAACUGUGUACAGGGACCUUGAUGAAGUCAGCUGCUAGUUAUGUUAUGCAAGCAGAUCGUCUUCUACCCCACUUGAAAGUUCGCGAGUGUUUAACGUACACAGCCUACUUAAAGUUGCCAGGGAACACAACAGCUUCUACGAUCGAUAAAAAGGUACAACAGGUCAUUAAUGAUCUGGGUCUGAAGAAUGUGGCUGAUUCUGUCAUAGGUGGUUCUGUCGACCGCGGUAUUUCUGGCGGCGAAAGACGACGUGUUACCAUAGCAAUACAACUUCUGCAAGAUCCAGAUAUACUUCUCUUAGAUGAACCGACAACAGGGCUAGAUAGUUUUACAGCAAAACAUCUGGUAACUAACCUAAAAGACUUAGCACAUUCAGGGAAGAUAAUUAUCAUGACGAUUCAUCAGCCUCGUUCCGACAUCUUUAAAUUGUUUAACCAAGUCGCCAUCUUAUCACAAGGAGAGGUGACAUACUCCGGCAAGCCGGAGGACAUUGUGCCUUAUUUCACCAACAUAAAUUUCCCAUGUCCACGAUAUGCCAACCCAAUAGAUAUCUAUAUUGACGUCAGCAGUAUUAAUAGGAAGUCUCCUGAACUGGAACUAUCUUCAACAGAAAGAGUAAAUCGUCUUGUCAAACAUUAUAAAGAUUCGUUCACCAAUCGUCAGCUGUUAGAAAAUAGUACAUUGUGCUUAUCUCAGGCUAAAAACAUACAACCCGGUUAUUUACCUAAAAGAGGUCCCGGUGCGUUCCGGAUUCUUCUUACACUUCUCAGUCGCUUCAACGUAAAUUUAUGGCGAGAUAAAAGGACAUUUCUUUCAAGAAUUUUCCUUUUCCCAUUCUACGUGUUUUUUGUCUGCAUAUUUCUGGGUCGGUUGGGUUACAGCCAGCAGAGUAUUCAAGACCGGUUGGGGUUAUUAUACCAAGCCGUUAGUUCACCGCCCUUUAUAGCUUUAAUAAAUGUCAUGGAAAUAGUUCCGCCAUUACGGGAUUUAUAUUACCGAGAAGCAAGAGAUGGAUUGUAUUCGAUAGACUACUUCAUGAUAGCAUACACACUUCAUGCAUUACCUUUUAUUAUUGUAUCCAGUGCUAUAUUCUCGUCAGCCUUAUACUGGAUCUGCAAUAUGUAUAGUGAUAUCAAUAGCUUUGGAAUGUUUGUAGCAGUUAUAACUGUUUUAUAUUUUACCGGUGAGCUGGUGAGCAUCAUGGGAUUAGGACUGUGUCACAAUGCACUCAUCGCUAACAGUCUCAUUGGCGAAUGCAUUUCCAUGUCUUGUUUGGUAUCUUCAGGUUUCAUAAGGACUUUUGAUUCGUUACCCUAUGUUCUACAGUGGCUUGUAAGGAUUUCCAUGCCGAGGUAUGCUGCCGAAAUUAUUGGUAAUAAUGAGUUCCAACACUUAAACUUCACCUGUGUACCCAAUGAACCAUGUGGCUACCCUACUGGUGAGGCUUUUCUCAACGACUUCUUUCCAAACUCACAGGGGCAUGUAGCUAGAAAUUUUGAAAUAAUAGUCGGUUAUCUUGGGGGUUUCUUUCUUCUAUCAAUGCUGGCCUUCAAAGUUCGAGGAAUACCUAAUUUACAAUAAAUAAUUCACACGGAAUGGCAUACUAUUAUCCUACUGUUAUUUCUGUAUAUUUGUGGGAAUAAUUUUUGAACAGCAACACCGAGAUGGACAAAAGACCUAGACUUAUACUUAAGAGUAUGUGUUAAGUGGUGUCUUAUAAUAUCUUCUUGACACUCAAGUUUGGCUGUAUUAAAUAGUGCUGCUUCCUUCCUUCGUUAAUUUUCAGUGCUGUUAUUUGUAAAUAUGUACUAAUAUACAUAAGAUGGAUUUAUUCAUGGUAAUGGUGAUUGGGCGUCUGUGUUGAGUGGUGUCUUUCAAUAUCUCAUUGACACUCAGUUUGGGUCUAACAAAUAGAGCUCGUUCCUUCCUUUGUUAAUUGUUCAAUGCUAUUAUUUGUAAAUAUGUAAAUCUUUAUUAUUUUCGUAAUAUAAAUAAAUUAAGCUUAAUUAUAUGACCAUC